This is a messenger RNA of Ostrinia furnacalis (Asian corn borer), 2225 nucleotides long. RefSeq lists its product as uncharacterized. Lineage: Eukaryota; Metazoa; Arthropoda; Insecta; Lepidoptera; Crambidae. The coding region runs from base 182 to 2107 and encodes 641 amino acids. The record is from RefSeq and is a predicted model, not a curated record. The transcript has 7 exons.
UUUCUUUUCUGAUUGAAAAAUAGCGUCUGUGCUUGAAUUAAUAUUAAUUAUUGUGUGAUAUCUUUCAUUUUGUGGACAAUUCUACAGAAUUAUUGAUUCUUAAUUUGUAUACGAGUCGAGUUCGUUUACAAGCUUUUAUUUGUUAAAUUUUAGAAACCUCAAUUUAACGGGUCCAACAAAAAUGUCGUCGGUUGAAGACAGAAUCCUGAAAUUGAGAGAGGAACGCCUAGCUAGAGAGAAGGCGAGGAUAGAGAAGCUUCGAGAACUGAAUCUGAAAAAAUACCAAAAGAACGAACCCCAGCCCCUGAAUUCCGUUCAGCAUAAAACAUCGAACAAUAUUAAAAACUCAAAAAGCAGUAUACCAACUGCAACAAACGUCAAGAAUGUGCCCAAAAUGAAAAAUAAUUUUCACGUAAAUGGCACCACGAAAAGACCCAUCUCCGUUCCGCUGCCAACUAAAAAGCCGACUGUGAAAGAUACUACAUCAAAUCUGAAGCCGAAGUCCUUGCCUGUGCUAAAGAAAGAUGUAGCACCCAAAAUUGGUAACGAUAAGCCUUUGAAUACAAUCAAAAAACUUAGCAGUAUUCCUACAGUUACGGACAAAAAACCAAUAGAUAUUAAAAACAAAGAAGCUAAGUCUGUAAAAUUAAACGUAAACGAAAGAGAUUCUCGGAAAACUCUGGCACCUAAACCAGAGAAUACGCUUCUAAAAACAACGUUGCUGUCCAGAAAAAGUGUACAGCCAGAAAAAACGGAUAGCAAUGCGAACCCUAAAGAAUCCGUCUUCGAUAGACUGUACAAGCCAAAAGCAGUUGCAAAGAAAGUAACUGACGAUGUUAAGAAAUUGCAAACUGACCCGAACUAUCUCAAAAAGGUCAUUAAAGACUCUGGAUUAAUUCUCAAUAAGAGGCACACUGUGUUUAAUGUGAAAACAAAGGUCGACCCACCUGUGAGACGGUCAAUAUCAGCAGUACACUUUAAGCGUAUCAGCAAAAGUGAGAUGGGAAAUUGCAUCCACAAGUGGUCAUCAAUCGGUGAGAAGCUAGAUAAAAUACAUCUGAAUGAAAUCAAUGAAGAUGACGCUGUCAAAGAAGACAAAGUCAUAUCUGCAGUCAAGAGUGAACGUAAAAAAGUCAAAUUUCAGACUCCAGUUCCGUUUAAUUUCAAUACACCAAGACCGGAAGAGUUGCAAGCAAGGCUAAAAUCCUGGUUACAAAAGCGAGGAAAAUCUUUAGACUCGUACCACCAUUUGCAAUGUUUCGGCAUCCAUCAUAUCAACCAGAAGAUCAAGCCGAUCAUAGAGCCUCCCAGAUUUGAGCUCUACGACGAUGAGGAUAAAGAGAAUAUUGCUGUGGAGAAUGACAGUGAUAAUGACUCGUUUACUGAGAACAUGAAUGAUUUGGACACAAAGUGGAGGAGGGCUAGCAAUAUCAGUGAAUAUCCUGACAGUGUGGAUCUAAACGAUACUCAAGAAAGUAUGGUGACGUCAAGCGAUACAAUGUUCCACGUUGACGAAGUUCUAGUUGGUGCGCUGAAUGAUUUGACUGAUUUGCUCCGUGAGGGCUUCGACUGGGAGCAAUGCGCCCGCUGGUUGCGUGCCCUCCGCGAACGUUUCCCUUACGCGGCCGAUACCGCCUCGUACUGGGAGUGUCGUGCUGCUUUAGAAGAGCGCCGCGGAGACCUGCCCGCUUCUGUGGAGUGCUGGGAAGAGGCUAUCGCUAAGGGCACCGAGCGAUCCGUAGUAGAAGCCAACCUGGACCAGCUCUUAGACAAGUUCAUGCAGCUGAAGAUAUCUCCCACCAGCGGCAAGACCAAGCGGGCUGACCCCAAGAUGGUGGACGUGAAGAAUGUGUUCAAAAGCACCAUCAUCAGGUUCGCUGUGCAGCAGGCUAAACUUCGCAACUCCAACUCGAAUUCUACCGAGCCAGUGAAAUACACAGUGACUCCGGUGAGGCGAAGCGGCCGCCUCAGCGUGCCGGGCAGCCGGGGCAGCGUGUGUUGGAGCGGGAAGAGGGCGCCUUUACAGGUAUGCAGCAGUGUUCGCCGCGCCGACGUGCCCGGCCCUUUGGUAUUUGUGCCAAACGACAAAUUGUGCGAGUCACCCUAAAGCCAUCUUAAAUUAAAUUUAUUUCGUCUAAGAACUCUUAUAGUAGGAGCUAGUGAACGCCAGACCUACGUCAUUUUAUAAAAACUGAAAGUUUGUCAGCGUAUGCUCCCAACAUAGG